Messenger RNA from Echinops telfairi (small Madagascar hedgehog), 2029 nucleotides. RefSeq names its product vesicle associated membrane protein 2 (gene VAMP2). Gene Ontology annotation, cellular component: SNARE complex; plasma membrane. The record is from RefSeq and is a predicted model, not a curated record. The transcript is spliced from 4 exons. Gene Ontology annotation, molecular function: SNAP receptor activity; syntaxin-1 binding. Gene Ontology annotation, biological process: vesicle-mediated transport; vesicle fusion; SNARE complex assembly. Lineage: Eukaryota; Metazoa; Chordata; Mammalia; Afrosoricida; Tenrecidae. The annotation marks the transcript as partial.
CUCAGGUCUGCUACCGCUGCUACCGCCCCCCCUGCCGCCCCAGCUGGGGAGGGUGGCCCCCCUGCGCCCCCUCCAAACCUCACCAGUAACCGGAGACUGCAGCAGACCCAGGCCCAGGUGGAUGAGGUGGUCGACAUCAUGAGGGUGAACGUGGACAAAGUCCUGGAGCGGGACCAGAAGCUCUCGGAGCUGGACGACCGUGCAGACGCGCUCCAGGCGGGGGCCUCCCAGUUUGAAACAAGUGCAGCUAAGCUCAAACGCAAAUACUGGUGGAAAAAUCUCAAGAUGAUGAUCAUCUUGGGAGUGAUUUGCGCUAUCAUCCUCAUCAUCAUCAUCGUUUACUUCAGCACUUAAACCCCUGAGGAGCCUGCCCUGCCCAGAGAGGGGCCACUCCCCCCCACCCCCAGCCGCUCCUCCACCUCUCAGCCAUAUCUUCCAGCCCCCACUUCCCUGGAUCCGUGUGUGUCCGUCCAUGUGUGUAUGUGUGUGUGUGUAUGUGUGUGUGUGUCCCUUUGUAAAUAGCCAGCUGUUAUUUAUACAUAUAUAAUAUUAUAUAUAUUUGGUCUGUUUGUAGUUUUAUUACUAGAAGAUUUUUUCCGGUUGUCCUUAACACACUCCUUCCUGAGGUUCCCACCCCUCCUCCCCCUCCUGGCCUUCCCCUCUCUUCCUGAGCAGCCUCUAGUCCCUUCAUUUGCAUCUGCUAUGCAAUAGACCCUCUUCCUGGCUGAUCCUCCCUCCUGCCCUGGCCUCCCACUCACCCUGAACCCAGCCCACCCCUCCCCUCAAAUAAAAAAUCACCUGCCCAGGCCUCCCUGGGUGCAUUUCCUUGGCAUUCAGUGGGAGGCUCUGAGACUGGCCCCACUUGGUCCUAAGAAUCCCAGGUCUUCUGGGAGUUUCCAGCAUGUUGAUUAGCAUAUCAUUUGCAUACUGACAUCUCUUUGGGGGUUCCUUCUUUUGUUUGUCCCAUCACUCUUCACUUCUCACCACCUGUGUUGUUUUACCCAGGAGUCCCCAUUGGUCCUUGUGACACACUUUUAUUUGCACGACAUCACUUGCAGGUGGUGGGGAGCCUGGGCUUUUGGGGAACCAGGCUGUCCUGGUCCCUCAGAAUUGCCACCUCCUUGUCCACCUCACCCAUCUAGUCCAGUUUACCUCCCUUGUCCCCAUUUUCCACACCUGCCACCUCUUCUCCCUACUCCCCAGCUGGUGUGUAAGUGUGUUGGAGUUCAGUGUGUUAUGAUGGACCAAUAAUUCUGCCACUCGGGGUCUCUCCCCACAUUCCUGUGCCCCAGUUUUCAUGUGGGGUGCUCAACUGACAUUCCCAUGGGGUCUCCCUCCCUCCCGUCUGCCUGAUUGCCUCCUCCUCCCACCAGGAGAUUGGGUGUGUGUGGCCACAAUCUGAUCUCUUUGGGAGGAGUGGCUACCAGUGUUGGGGGGGCUAUCACUGCCUUGGGGAGGCAUGGGGCAAGGCAGGGAAUUCCCCCAAUUCCUGCCUGAAACCCUCUCUAGCCCAACCCCUGCUGGGGGUCGGACUGAAAACCUUUCCUCUGGGAGGUUAUGGCUCCCAUCACUGCCCAGUUCCUCUGACUGCCCCCCUGAAUUCAGGGUGGGAGUACUAGUCACUGCCAAUGUGUAUGUGAGACUGGCUGGAAAAUGGGGGCCCCUGUCCUAGAGUCCAGAGAGUGGUCCCUUCUGUAGGUGAACUGGUAGAUGAAGAGUCAGAUGUCUUUUUAAAUGGCACAAUUCUAAAGGUCUGAGGGUGCAGUCCCUUAACCUGCCACUAGAGGGGACCCCCCCCCAAACGCUCUUUCUUCCCCACACACUUGAGGUUUUCUGUGUGGUGGGGGAGCAGGGACAUCUAAGCUGUGGUGUGAAACGGUAGGGAGAGAUGCUGGGGGUGGGGGCACUGUGUUCUAGACCCCCCAUAUUAUCCCAGUGUCCCCUGCCCCCUCUCCCCCCAUUCUGUGCCCCCAAUUCUGUGGCGCAUCCAGAUUGUGAAAAUGUACAAUAAAUGUGUGAUGAGUAAUCA